Molecule: messenger RNA, 13996 nt
Organism: Octopus bimaculoides (California two-spot octopus)
Lineage: Eukaryota; Metazoa; Mollusca; Cephalopoda; Octopoda; Octopodidae
Molecular function (GO): protein binding; phospholipid binding
Source: RefSeq, a predicted model, not a curated record
UCACAGACACACACAAAUAAGUUGAUAGACGCAUACAUCGACCCUGCUCCAUAACUGGAGCCAGUCACCGAUACACACGCAUUCACUCAGGUAGGUAGACAGAUUUAGCACCUAACAAUCUCUCAAUGGUCCGACUUGAAAGGAGACAGUAGCAGCAGCCAGACAACUGCUGUGUCACUCAUACACACACAUAGAUAUAUAGACACAGUCAAACACACACACACACACACACACACAUAUAUAUAUAUAUAUAUAUAUAUAUAUAUAUAUAUAUAUAUAUAUAUAUACACACACACAUAAACACACUCAUCUAUACAAAAACAGUCACACACGUUUAUAGAGAACCAUUCACCGCCAUUUCCACAUUGUCACACAAUUCAGGUGAUGUACCACAUAGGCUGCCAUAAACAAUAACAAAGAAUCAUGAAUGAAAAUUUUGAAUCUCGGAGAAUUAAAAUCCUCCAGCAAGAACGUGUACAAAUUCAAAAGAAAACCUUCACAAAAUGGGCUAAUUCAUUUCUUGAAAAGACUCGGUUUUACAUCAAUGAUCUGUUCACAGACCUGUCUGAUGGCAAAAUCUUGAUGAAACUUUUAGAAAUAAUCUCCGGUGAAAGAGUUGGCAAACCAAAUGAAGGCAGAAUUAGGGUACAAAAAGUUGAGAAUGUUUUGAAGUGCUUACAGUUUUUAAAAUCCAAAAUUCACUUUGAAAACAUUGGUGCUGAAGAUAUUGUUGAUGGCAAUCAUCGGCUUAUUCUUGGACUUAUUUGGACAAUCAUCCUUAGAUUUCAAAUUCAAGAAAUUGUAGAAUUUGUGGAAGACGAUGACGGAGACCGUGAAAAAAAGUCUGCAAAGGAUGCAUUAUUACUUUGGUGUCAAAGGAAAACAGAUGGAUACCCUGGUGUACAUAUUGAAAAUUUCACCACUUCUUGGCGCAAUGGCCUGGGUUUUAAUGCCCUUAUUCAUGCUCAUCGCCCUGAGUUGAUUGCUUAUGAAGAACUAAUACCAUCUGAACACAUGCCAAAUCUGAACAACGCUUUUAAUGUGGCAAAGAACAUGGGCAUCCCCAAAAUGUUGGAUGCUGAAGAUGUUGAUGUACCUAAACCUGAUGAGAAAGUAAUCAUGACUUAUGUAUCAGCUUAUUACCACUAUUUUGCCAAAUUAAAGUCUGAAUUAACAGGUGGUAAAAGAAUUGCCAAGAUUAUCAACAACGUUCUUACUUUACGACAAAACCAAAAAGACUAUGAAUCUUUCACCACUAACCUGAUUGAGUGGAUUAACAAGAAGAUUAAAGAACUGAAUGAUCGCAAUUUUCCCAAUUCAUAUGAGGGUAUUAAAAACGAACUUUUAAAAUUCAAACAGUACCGAACUGUGGAGAAACCACCAAAGUUUAAAGAAAGAGGCCACAUUGAAGUUCUUUUCUUCAAUAUUCAAGCUAACCUGAAAGCAAAUGGGCAAAAAGGCUACACACCACCUGAGGGCAAAUUAGUUCAUGACAUUCACACAGCAUGGACUAAUUUGGAAAAAGCUGAGCAUGAUCGAGAAAUUGUGUUGAGGGAUCAACUUAGAAGGUUGGACAGAUUAGAACGGUUAGCUCAACGAUUUCACCAAAAGUCUUCCAUUCGUGAAACAUGGCUUGUGGAUAUGAAUCAAGUUUUAGAUGAAGAAAUCAUCAACACCAAUGCCAGUGAAACAGAUGCAGUUUUGAAGAAGCAUGAAGCAAUUAGUGCAGAAAUCUUAGCAGGAAAAGACCGUUUCAAACGAGUCAAUGAACUAGCAGAAGAACUUAUUAGAGAGAACUAUCAGGAUCGAGCAACUGUGAAAAAACGAAACGAUGCAAUAACAAAAAACUGGAAGAAGUUAUUGACUACAUUAGAAGAACGCAAGAAAAGCAUCAGUGCAUUGGAAAAUGGAAUGAUUUUCCUACGAGAGAUUGAUGGAGUCGAUGAAGAACUCAAAGAAUGUAAAGCAAAAGUCACUUCAGAAGUGCCAUUAAAACAUCUGCAAGCAGUUGAGGAUGCCUUACAGAAGCAUGAUUUAGUUGAAACUCAGAUGUCAGUCUUAUCAAAACGACUCUCUAAUCUGCAGGAUAAAGUUCAGAAAGUCGAUAAAGACACGGGUCAACCACUCUUGUUAAACCGAACCAAAGAAGUCACUGAAGAGCUUAAACUUGUGCAACAGUUGGUGGCAGAAAAACAAGAUAAAUUGAAGAAAUCUCUCCAGUAUUUCCAGUUUCUUCAGGAUCUCCAAGAAGAAGAUCAGUGGGUUGAUGAAAAAACCAAAAUCUUGAAAACUAAGGCUCUCUCUAAGGAUCUGAAGGCAGCUUUGCGUACACUGAAGAAAUACGAGGCUCAAGAAGCUGAAGUUAAUGUCCAUGAUCAACUUGGAAAAUCACUCUUAGCAACAGGUGCUAAGUUAAGAUCUGCAGGAUAUUCUUUCCCAUCAAAGGAUGGUACUGACAGACUGAAAAAGUUUGAGGACAAAUGGCAACAACUGAGAGAGCUGCUGCGAAUCCGCAGAGUUUGGUUGGAAGACUCCAUAGAAGCUCAGCAAUUUUAUGCUGAUGCAAAUGAGGCUGAGUCUUGGAUGAAGGACAAGUUGACUGUGGUGUGCAGCAAUGACCGUGGCCGUGAUGAAACUAGUGCCAAGGCAUUGCUGGUGCGACACCAUCGACUUAUGAAAGAAAUUGAUGCUUUUAGUCCUGAGAUUGAACGUCUUCGAGAACUUUCUAUUCUUAUGACCAAAGCUGCCAGUGAACACAAUAUAUCACCUGAUAAAUUUGUACGCUACAUGGAAAAUGGUGAAAAUGAUGCUGAUGAACUCGAUUCUGAAGUGGAGCCAACAGUUGUGGAAAAAGAAGUUUAUAAAGAUGUCUUAGUUAAAAAAGAAAUACCACAAGUUAAAGUAUUAUUUGGCUAUCAAAACCCUAAAGAUGGUAGUAGCAUUAAUAAAGGAGAAGUGGCUGAUUUGAUUAAGAAAGCCAACGAAGAAUGGUGGUGGGUAAUGAAAGCUGAUGGCACAGGGCUGUAUGUUCCCAAAACGUAUGUGAAAGAAACAGCUCCUCGUGUUGUCCAAGAAACAAGGAAGAAGUUGGUUUCAGUAAAAGAAAUUGUCAAAUCGCCAGCCGCUGCACCCUCCCCAUUGCAUAGAACGCCAUCUGUGCGUUCCAAAACCAAUCUUCAUUUUGACAAAGAUAAUGUGGAAAGCCGACAGAAACAAAUACAAGCAACUUAUAAUAAACUGCAAAAACUGAGCCAAGCUCGCUGUUCUUCUUUGGAAGAUGCUGUACGGUUGCUGUCUUUCUUUCAUCAGUGUGAUGAAUUUGAAGGUUGGAUUAAUGAAAAGGAGGAAAUGCUGAACAGUAAAGAGAGUCUUUCUGAUAACAUGACUGCAGUGAAGGCAAAGUAUGAGUCAUUGUUAACGAGUUUAGCUGCUAAUCAAGUACGACUCAAAGAUAUCAAUACUUUAGCUGAUGAAAUUAUUUCUUCUGGGAGCAGUCAAGAGGAUGCUGUUCGUAAAAGACAAAAAGAAAUACAAAAACGUUGGGAUAAUUUGAAUCGACUCAAGUUGAAUAAAGAAAAACUUUUAGAAGGAGCUUCAAGCAUUGAGAUGUUUAAACUAACCUGUGAUGACCUCCAAGAAUGGAUAAGAGAGAAAGAUAAUGCACUCUAUGAUGAUGACGUCGGAAAAGAUCUUGAAAGCAGCAAAAAUCUGAGAAGAAAACACAUGAAUUUUGAACGAGAACUUGUUCCUGUUGAAACAAAAAUGACAAAAAUGGCCUUUCUAGCUGACACUGUCCGUUCUGCAUACCCUAAUGAAAAGAAUUAUGUUGACCAAAGGCAAAAGGAAGUCGAGAAGCAGUGGAAAGCAUUACAAGACAAAGUACAAAAAAGAAGGAAACAGCUUGAUGAUUCUGUUACACAACAUCAGUUUGCAGAAGAUGGCAAAGAUCUUUUGGCAUGGGCUGAAAUUAUGGAGUCAAAAUUGAAAUCCUCUGAAAAACCUCGUGACUAUAAGACAGCUGAAAGUAUGCUGCAAGAACACAAGGAGUUAGGAAAAGAAAUUGAACAGAAGAAAGAAAAAUUCCGUCAUUUGGAGAAUGUCAAACUGCCUGGAGGUCAUACAGCAAAAACGGAAGAACUUUUGAAAAAACUGAAAAUUAAAGAGAAUAAUCUCGAUAAUAUCUGGCAGAAGAAGCAUAAAGAAUUGAAGGAUACCUUGAGCCUUCAGGGCUUCAAUAAAGAAGCUGAUUAUAUGGAUUACUUGAACAGUGGAAAUGAGUCCUUACUUGAGGUUUCUGGAAAACCAGACUCUUUGGAUGAUGUGGUGUGUCAAAUUCGUCAAAAUGAACUUUUCUGUAGCAAAAUGAAGGCUGGUGAUGAAAGGGUUAAUGCUUUUAAACAAAAGGCAGAUACAUUAUUGAAUGAAAAACAUCCAGACUCAGAACAUAUUGGUAAACGUAAGAACCAAAUUCUGCAGCAUCGAGCUGCAGUGAAAGAAAAGGCUUUACAACGGGCAGACGACUUAGAAAAGGCUAGGAAAUUUCUUGAAUUCAAGCGUAAUGCUAAUGAACUGUCUGAAUGGAUCAAAAACAAAAACCAAUCAGUUAAAGACUCCUCUAAAGAUGCCACUAAUGUAUCAGCUGCCUUGUUGAAACACCAAGCUUUUGAAGCUGAGCUAAAGGCUAACAGUGAAUGGCUUCAGUCUUUGAAUAAGGAUGGAAAGGCUAUGCUUGAUUCUGGUCAUGAAAACUCUAAAGAGGUGCAAGAAAUUCUCAGUCAAGUGAAUAAACAGUGGGAAGAAUUAUAUAAAAAUUCUGUAAAUCAGUCCAGUACUUUAAACCAUGCUUCACAGAUAGGAAAUCUCAAUAAGAGUGUUGAUGAUUCCAUUGUAAGUAUAACAGAACUUGGUAACAAAGUCAGAUGUGAAGAUGUUGGGUCUGAUCUUCGGAAUUGUAAAGAUCUUCUAAAGAAACACCAGAACCUUGAAAAUGAGAAAGCAUCAAUUGGAGAGAAUUUGAAAGUUAUAACUUGCCAAAGUCAAGAAUUAGCUAAAGCUGAUCCCAAAAACAAAGCUAACAUUAUUCAGAGUGUAAAUGAAGCUAAUAUUGAAUUUGAAAAACUGACACCUAAGUUUAAUUCCCGUAAGCAAACUUUGAAUCAAGCUUAUGGUUGGCACCAAAUGAAUUUUGAUGUUGAUAAUGAACUUCUAUGGAUCAAAGAAAAGCUACAUAGUGUCUCUUCUACUAAUUAUGGUAAAACCCUGUUGGAGGCUCAGAAUUUGCACACAAAACAUCAGAAAUUGGGUGUUGAAAUUCAAGGUCAUCAACCCUUGAUAGACAAAGUUUUAUCUACUGGAGCAAAACUCAUUCAGGAACAACACUUUGCUUCUAAGUCUAUAAAAGACAAAUGCCAGGACCUGCAACUCUCUUGGGAUGACCUACUUCGUAAAUAUAAGAUCAGAAAGAAGAAUCUAGAUUUGUCUUUACAAACUCAGAAGUAUUUAUCAGAAGUAGCAGAAGUAACUAGCUGGAUUAACUACCAAAUGGAGAUUUUAUCAAGCACGGAUUAUGGUAAAGAUGAAAAUGCUGCUGACAGGCUGUUGGCAAAGAAUAAGGUGUUAGAGACUGACCGACAGACCUAUCAAGGUGUGGCUAAUGCACUUGGCAAAGAAGCUACCAGACUCAUUAAAAGUGGCAGUGAUAAUCCUUCAAUGAUUCGUAAAACACAGGAUGGUCUGUAUGAUAUGUUGAAUAAACUGAAACAGCUCUCAGCUGAGCGCCGUGUUAAACUGGAAGAGUCGAAAAAUAUUCAUGCGUUCCGAAGAGAACAUGCAGACUGUGAAGAAUGGAUUGCAGAACAGAUGCAGAUAGCUUCUUUGGAGGAAUAUGGAGAAGAUUAUGAACACUUCGAAGUAUUGCAAGGUAAAUUUGAUGAAUUUAAGUGGAAUAUUGAAGCAGGUGUUGAACGUUUCAAUCGAUGUGACAAACUUGCUGGCUUAUUAAUAGAAGGAGAUGGACCAUAUGCCAAUGAAGUUCGCAAGAAACAAGAAAGUUUAGCAGACUCUUGGAAUCAGCUGCUGGUUCAGAUAGAAACACGUCAAGAAAAGCUGCGUGCUGCAAGUCAGCUGCACCGUUUCAGUCGCGAUGUUGCUGAUGCUCUCGAUAGAAUCCAGGAAAAACGAAGCAGCAUUCCUGAUGACCUUGGCAGAGACAUGCAAACAACUGCAAGUUACCAAAAGAGACAUGAAGUGUUUGAAAAUGAUCUGAUGGCUUUAGAGGCACAGCUUCAAGUACUGAUGGAUGAUUCUUCUCAUUUGCUAAAAGUCUAUACUUCUGAGGAGCUAAGAAAUAGCAUUAUUAAUUCUAAGGAAGAAAUCCUUGCUAAGUGGAGUGAAUUACAAGAAAUGGCAGAAUUACGCAAAGAGAAACUAGCUGCAGCUGCUAAUUACCAUCAUUUUCAGACUUCAGUGCGAGAACUUCUUGGUUGGGCUUCUGAAAUUGAACGGGAGAUGAGCUCUGAACCUCAAGUUAGAGAUUUACAAGCUGUACUUCAAUUAGAGAACCGGUAUAAUGAACUAAAAGCUGAGAUUGAUGCUCGUCAGGAUAUAUUUCUUCAAGUUGCUGACGAAGGAGCCCAAAUGAUUGAAAAUAAACAUUAUGCAAAGGCAGAGAUUCAGGAAAAGGUUGAUCAAAUUCUUUUAACUCAAGACAGACUUAAUACUUUGUGGGAAAAACGCAAACAAUACAACAACCAGCUUCAUGGUUUGCAUGUCUUUUUAAGAGAUACCAAUCAAUUAAACAGAAUUGCUUCUUCUCAAGAGGCUUCUCUCAACACUUCUGAUUGUGGUCUGAAUGUAGAAGAAGCAGAAACUCUUGCUCGUAAACAUGCAAACUUUGAAAAUUUGGUUGUUGCUCAGGAUGAAAAAUUGGAAAGUGUCAAGUGCCAAGCUAAAGAACUGCUGAAAAAUAAACAUGUAUCUUCUGACAUUGAAGCGCCAUUGGAAGCCAUCAUAAAAAGGAGAAAAUCCAUAAAAAACCAAUGUAAUGCCAGGAAAGAAAAUCUGCAGAAUUCCUUAGGUUACUUCCGUUUUAAAAGAGACCAAGAUGAGAUUGAAAACUGGAUGGAUGAUAAGCUGAAAGUUGCUGUUGAUGAUGAUGUUGUUAAAGAUACUACUGAUCUUAAUGUGAAACUGAAGAAACUGCAGAAACACCAAGCAUUUGUUUCAGAAAUAUAUGCCAACACUGAUAGGAUAGAAAAGACAAAGCAGAAUGGAGAAGCAUUAAUUAAGAAGAAUUAUCAAAAACAAGAGAUUCAGCAAUCUAUCAACUCCAUGACCAGUAAAUGGAACAACUUGUUGCAUGCAGCAGAGAGCCGAGGCAAAGGAUUGGAAGCAGCUCGAGAUCUUCUUAGCUUCUAUGAGCAGAUUGAGAAAGUGAAUGUUUGGAUGAGAGAAAAGGAAAUAUUAGUCAAUGCUGGAGAUAUGGGACGGGACUAUGAACAUUGUUUGGAACUUUUAAAGAAAGUCAACAAUCAAGAUGCCGCUGGCAUCAGGGUUGAUGAAAACAGAAUUCAGUCCAUCAGUGAUUUGGCUGAUAAAUUGAAUAAAGAAGCCAAAGAAAAGAGAGAUCAUAUGAUAAAAGAUUGGCGGCAACUGCAAGGGGCUUUGCAGAAAUACCGAUCUGAACUGGAGAAUCACUCUGAAAUCCAUGCAUUUAAUAGAGACGUCAAUGAUGUAACAGAACGAAUAAAAGAAAAGGAAGUUCAGUUGUCUACUGAUGAUUAUGGGAAAAACUUAGCAGCUGUUCAACUAUUGUUACGUAAGCAAGAAAAGAUUGAUAUGGAUUUCACUGUACUAGAAGCUGAUAUUAAGAAACUUGAAAAACAUGCUGACAAGCUGGAGCAGAAAUAUCCCCAUCUUUCUAGUUCCAUUGAAAAGAAAUUAACUGAAGCUAAAAUUAGUUGGGAAGAUCUUCAAAAACUCUUACGGAAACGAAAGUCAAAGUUGGCUGAAUCCUAUGAGCUGCUGAAAUUUCUCACUGAUGCCAAUGAAUCGGUGAACUGGUCCAGUAAUAUGGCUAAACAAAUCAACACAUCUGAACUUGCCAAAGAUUCCCUUGAAGCUGAGAAUAUGUUGCAGUUGCAUCAUGAACGAAAAGCUGAGAUUGAUGGUCGUCAGAAAUUGUUCAAAGUGGUUCGUGAACAAGGAAACAAUUUACUGAAGAAACUUGAGACAGCUUCAUCUCCUGAGUCUGCAGAUGUUGACAAAAUGAUCAAAGAAUUAGACAAGAGUCGUCUUCUUCUUACAGGAGCUUGGGACAAACGAAAUAAGCUUCUUACUGAGUGCCAUAACUUGCAGAUAUACAAGGAGACUGUGGAACAGGUUGAUGGAUGGCUUGCUGCUAAGGAAGCCAUUCUCAGUAACAAAGAUGUUGGGGAUUCUCUAUAUUCUGUUGAAGAACUGCUGAAAAAGCACAAAGCCUUUGAAAAGACUCUGCAUUCUCAACAAGACAAAAUAGAAGACUUGAAACAAUUCUCUGACAACCUUUGCAAUGAGCAGCACUAUGCAAGUGCUGAAAUAAAGGGUUUGAACCAAGCUGUUUGUGAAAGGCACCAGAAACUUUGGACUACUUCUCAGGCACGCCACAAGACUUUAGAUGAUGCCCGCAAAUAUCAGCUGUUCUUGCGUAAUCUUUAUGAAGUUACUAAUUGGAUUCAAGAGAAACUGAAAAUUGCCAGUGAAGAGAACUACAAGGAUCCCACCAAUUUACAAGCUAAGAUCCAGAAACACACUGCAUUUGAGGCAGAGUUAACAGCAAAUCGUAAUCGUGUUGAUGAUGUCGUACAGGAAGGAAGUAAAUUGGUACAGGCUAAUCAUUAUGCUAAAGACGAAAUUGAAAUUAGCUUAAAGGAAUUGGAAUGUUGCUGGAAAGAGCUGUUUUCAACAAGCAAUAGAAAAUAUCAGUAUCUAAAGGAAGCUUUUGAAGCUCUAACAAUAAAUCGUGACUUGGAUGAUCUCAAUCAGUGGCUGGAUGAAACGGAGAGUCAACUGACCUCUGAAGACCAUGGCAAAGAUUUAGUCACUGUCACCAUGCUUAUUAAAAAAAAUCAGCGUCUGAAGCAAGAUUUUGAGAACUAUAGGAAGAAAACGAACAACCUUUAUGAGUCCACAAAAUCUUUGAAAGAGGAAAAUCAUUUCAUGGGCAAAGAGUUAUUGAAAAGAACACAAGAAACUAUUGAUAGGUUUGAAUCAUUAUCAGAACCAUUCAAUAUUAGAGAAGAAAACUUAAAUGAUUCUCUUCAAUUAUACCGUUUCUAUCGGGAUCUAGAAGAUGAACUGACUUGGAUUAAUGAGAAACAGCCAAUUGUGGAAUCAAAAGAUUUUGGUAAAUCUCUCCCUGAAGUGCAGAACCUUUUGAAGAAAUUCCAGGCUGUUGAGUUUGAAAUUAUUGGCCAUGAACCUUCCAUUGAAGCUGUUGCAACAACUGCUCGCAAUAUGUUGAAAAGUAACCAUUUUGAAGCAGCUGAUAUUCAAGCUCGGAUUGAUAAUCUUCACAUCAAACUUCAGCGACUUAAAGAAUGCGCUUCUGUACGAAAAAUAAAACUUCAGAAUUCUUUGGAAGCACAGAAAUUUUAUGCUGAAGUGGAUGAAGCUGAAGCCUGGAUGAAAGAGAAAUUACCACUUUUGACAACUUCUGAUCUUGGUGUUGAUGAAGAUUCUGUACAGAUCCUGAUGAAGAAAUUAGAUGCUCUUGAGAGAGAUAUUGAAAAUUUCAGUAAUAACAUUGGUGAAUUAGCUGCUGUUCGACACAGUCUUGUAGACAGAGGACAUUAUGAUGCAGAAAACAUUCAGAGGUACCAGGAAAAAAUAGAAACCAUGUAUAGCAACCUGCAGGAUUUGUUGACUCAAAGACGUAUCAAACUAACAGAAGGCAAGCAAUUUUUUGAAUUUCUUAAAGAUGUUGAAGAAGCUUCCAGCCGAAUCCGUGAAAAGGCUGCCAUUGCCACCAGUGAAGAUUGUGGUCAAGAUUUGGAACAUGUUGAAAUCCAACAAAAAAUCGACACCCUCACUGAAGCUUAUCAGACAAUGUUACAGAAUUGGAAGGAACACAAAAAGGUUCAUGAAUACAAUCUUGAAGCUCAGAAAUUCCGUAAAGAAAUGGAGCAGUUUGAAAGCUGGAUAGCAGUAAGAGACCAGACUGUGAAAGAUCAGAAAUUCGGUAAUUCUAUUGAAGAAGUAGAAGAACUAAUCCGAAAACAUGAAGAUUUUGAAAAAACUAUUGCUGCACAGGAAGAAAAAUAUAACGCACUCCUUAAAAAAAUCAAGAUUGAAGAUGCUAUGGCUGAAAAGCACUUAAAAGACCAACAGGAUCAAAUGCAAUCAGAAAACCGAAAAGAUAAGGAUCGACUCAAUGAAAUUCGACGAAAGGAACAAGAACGAAUCUUAGAGGAAAGAAAACGUGAAGAUGAGGAGAGGAAAGCAAAAGAAUUAAUUAUUUCUUCACCUAACACUGAACCGAGUUCUUUUGAACCUGAUCCAUUGCAAGCAUCUGAGGGUCACAAAAUGGUACAGAAUUUACUGCGUCGUUCAAUGAGAGAGAAAUCCAAUAAACCCAUGACGACUCUGCAGCGUUCUGGAAGCUUCACUCAACAACCUUCUACCCAGAACAACAACAACAACAACGAGGAACAGACUCGUAUCGAGAGCCCACCAGUGUCUUCCCUUCUUAAUAAAAAGGAGAAAACUGAGGACUUGAAUAAAAUUAGGAGAACCACUAACCUAAGUUUCCGACGUAAAACUCACAGCUUUAAAGAAAAAUAUCACCUUCCAGACAACCUACAUUUUCCAGAAAUUGAAGGCUUUCUUGAAAGAAAGCAUGAACUACAGGCCGGAGGCAAAAAAGCAGCUCUUCGCUCUUGGAAAACAUUUUAUUCUGCAUUAUGUGGCAAAGUUUUGUGUUUUUUUAAAGAUAAAGAUGCAUUAGAAGAUAAAAUACCUGCUGCACAUAGCCUGAAUAUCAGCAAAGCAAUUUGUGAAGAAGCAACAGAUUAUACAAAGCGAGAAAAUGUUCUGCGAUUACGACUCAAAGAUGGUGCUGAAUUUUUGCUAGAUGCUGGCAGUCGAAAAGAAAUGUCAAACUGGCAGGAGAAGCUUUGUUAUUGGGCCACUGAGAGCAGUGAAGAUGUGAACAUGGAUUUAGAUCUUGACAUGGACAUAGAUGACUGCUGGGAUUCCUCCCAGCAGUCUGCAAAUUCAUCACCAACACAUCAAACAAGAGGAGCAGUGGAAACAGAUGAAAACAUCAAAACAAAUACCAUUAAAGAUGCUAUACCUGCAACUGUGACUGAAGAAACCUAUAAUGUCAAAAUUCACCGAAGUCCUUCUCCUCGACAGAUGCAUCCCAAUUCUUCAGAAAAGCCACAUGCGUCAUCAAAAGGUCGAUCUUCUCAAGUCCAUCCUACUAACUUGCCAGGUAAAGAUGGUUUCGUAUCCAAAGAGACUUCUGAUUCCUGGGAUGCCACCAGUAAUUACAGUUCGUUGUCGCAAAAAACCCCAGAAAAUAAUGACGUUGAAGCACUUCAAAGGCGGCCGAUGUCAUCCAGCUCAGUUGAAAGUACCACGGAUCUUGAGCAGAUGAGCACGAAGAUUCCUGGCGGUCAUCAAUUCAUGCCUCAGACAUUUGAAGAUGAUGAUGAUAAUUUAAAACUAGAAAAGGAGAAAAAAAAGAAAGGGUUUUCUUCUUUUUUCAGAAAGAAGAAAGACCACAAAGAAGUGAAGAAAGAUAAAAAUUAAUUCAUUCCAUUGAAGCCUGUGUUCCUAACUGUUCAUUCCCCCCAUUCAUCUGCCAGUAACUGCUGUACAGUUUUAUGACUUUCUUUCUCUGCUGGACGUAGAGAAAUGUCAAAUCUAGAUUUAUAAUUUGAAGCAACACAUUCCAAAUAAGCCUUAUGCAGGAUUUUGUUUGUUUUUUUUUUUUUUCUGACAGAAUUUUCUAGAAUUUCAUUCCAAGUUUUCCUCUCUUUCUACAUGGCAUCAAUUAAAGAAAAUGUUCUAUGACUUAAUAUUUACUUCACCUCAAAUUUCAACCCCUAUCAAGAAUUUGUUUAACGUCCUCUAUUUUUAACCCAUAAAUUAUUUCACACUAGCAUUGUUUCUAAUUAUCAAAAAGGGGUCAGCUAAAAAAAAUAUCCUUGGAGAAGAUUAAUCUUAAAACCAAGUUUGGAUCCACUGUAGAUUUAUACCAAAAUCCAAGCUCAUGUAUAAUGAUGGCCCAAACUCAUUUAUUUGUUUUAUAAGAUGAAGAGAUUCAUCUGGUACUUUUCAAACUGUCUGUCGUUUCAUUAAUUUUUUUUUUUAAUUCUUAAAUUUCAAAGGUGCAAGGAAAUUUUUUUUUUUUCUAAUUUUGUUUUGAUGUUUUUGUUUCUCAGAUUUUAUUAAUUGUGUGUGUGUUUUUGUUACUCAAAUUUUAUUACUUUAUAAACACAAAGGCACACACAUAAACAUUAAUAUUCAUCAUCUUGAUGUCCCCAUGCUUUUCCAUGGUUGCAUGAGUUGGAUGGCAGAUUUUCUACAGCAGAUGCCCUUUCCUGUAUCCACACAAAGAAACAGACAUGCUUUUGCCAAAUAUUGGAAAGGAAUGACAGUGCCAGUCAUUUACAACUCUCACUAUGAUGUCAAGUCAAAGGUCAGAGCUACACACACACACACACACAUUAUUAUAUGGCUGUGUGGUAAGAAGUUUGCUUCUCAAGUACAUGGUUCCGGAUUUGGUCUUACUACAUAGCACUUUUGGCAGGUGUCUUUCACUGAAUCCUUGUAAAUGUAUUUGAUGAAUGGAAACUGAAAGAAGCUCAUCCUAUAUGUAUGCUUGUAUUACUGUCCCCUUGCUUCAACACUGUAUGUGAGUUGUAAAUGAGUCUCACUGUUAUGCAAGCAGUGUUAUUCAUUUUCAAUCUUUCAUGAAAACUUAUCUGGUCAUGGGAAAAUAUUACCUUAUUUGGAUAUGAGGGUUGGCAACAAGAACGCCAUCUGGCGGUAGAAAAUCUGCCUCAACAAAUUCCGUUGAAUCCAUAGAAGCAGGGAACCAUGGACAUUAAAUUGAGGAUAUGUUUUUCUUUGUUUCUUUUUUUUAUCAAAACUGAAGCUGAGAGUUUGUCUUACAACUCAAAUUUCAGUUUCAAUAAAAAAAACAUCUACAUGUAUUAACCCCUCUUCAUUCUUCUGACAUAAUUCUAUAUAUUAUAAAAUAUUGGUUUUUGUGUGUGUGUGUGUGUGUGUGUGUAUAAUGUGAAGACAGCGAAACAUACAAAUAUGAAAUAACAGGUUCGUUAUUAGUGAAAAGUUAAAAUUCAAGUGUUUGUAGUUUUCCUACAAAAGCUUGAACUUAAUGAAAAGGCUUGUUUGAUAAUGUUAAUAAUCUGUUGAAUUUAUACGUGUGUGUGUGUGUGUAACAAGGCAGAAAAAUCAGGUUUAUGAAGGAUCCAUUGAGUAAAUUCAACAUAGAUUAUUAACAUUAUCAAACAAACCUUUCUCAAAACACUAAUUUUCAUGAAGUUCAAGCCUUUAUUGGAAAACUAUAAGCACUUGAAUUUCAACUUCUCAUAAAUAACUACCCCGGUUAUUUUGUAUUCGUAAUAAUUGCUUGUUUUCAUUCUGGUAAAACACCAUGACAGUCAAGACAUCUCAUGUACUAGGACAUCUUUUUUUGGAGUUUUUAUAAUGCUUCACUGUAUAACCUAACUGACAAUUUAGUUACUGUCCACAAUAUGCCAAAACAUUUAAUAGCAUAAUAUUUACUACAAUAUUGUUGAUCUACUGAAGGAACAAGCCCAGAGCCUUGAACUAAAAACAUGCCUUAACUCAGUUAUUCAGUUUGUUUGUUUUUGUAUUUUGUUUGUUUUCAAGCAGCUGUUCUACUGUUUGUGUAAGAUAUCAGAGGAACAAAGAUUUGAUAGAAACUGUAAUUUUUCUAUAGUAAAUAAAAUAUUAAAAUUUGGAA